Messenger RNA from Canariomyces notabilis, 1650 nucleotides. Its product is annotated as Di-copper centre-containing protein. Lineage: Eukaryota; Fungi; Ascomycota; Sordariomycetes; Sordariales; Chaetomiaceae. The record is from RefSeq and is a predicted model, not a curated record. Gene Ontology annotation, molecular function: oxidoreductase activity. The transcript is spliced from 5 exons. The coding region runs from base 458 to 1594 and encodes 378 amino acids.
AGCUUGUCGGGCUCCAGUCGGACGGCUGAGAGCCGGCUGGAUGCUUCGAUCAAUAAGUGAGAGACGGAAGUAACUCUGCCAUUUGGAUGGGUAGGUAGGUACUUACCCAUCAGGGCCUUGCCUUACACGACAGUUCGCUCACUGCCGUUAGGUUUGCCGGGAUCCGAGAAGUUUGGCAGGUGAAGGUUGCAAUAAUCAUUGUUGGGCUUGGAUCCUUGUUUAUACUGCCCCUUUUCGGAUUCCACUAUACUACGACCAAGAAAUCUAUAACGGACCCGAGGUGCCGAUUGGUCUAUCCGGAAAGGAAAGAAUGGAAGCUUCCGGAGAAGCCAGAGGGAUGAGAGGGAAAAGAGACGGAAAAUCGAACAAUGGUAUAAUAAGGUGACAUCCCCGUGCAUUAUUUGCCAGAAACCUCUUUGUCGAGCAAGGCUUCUAGAUCGUUGCGACGUUGCCCAUCAUGACCCGCCUCUCUCUGGUUGCGCUACUUGCCGUGCCAUGGCUGCUGCUCACGGGCCUCGUGUUUGGUGAUGCGGUGGCAGACCUUGAGAAGAAGGGCAGGCCCAGCAUCGACGCCCAGAUAGCCAAGUCGAGGACAUGUACCAAGGACAAGCUGCAGGUCCGCCGGGAAUGGGGGGACAUCUCGGCUGCCGAGAAGAAGGCCUACAUCGCUGCUGUCCUGUGCACCAUGGAGAAGCCGUCCAAGCUGGAUCAGACGAGGUACCCGGGGGCCAAGACACGAUAUGACGACUUUGUGGCCGUCCACAUGAACCAGACUCUCAAUAUCCACGGCACCGGAAGCUUCCUUUCCUGGCACCGCUUCUACACAUGGUCCUUCGAAAGGGUCCUCCGAGAAGAGUGUGGCUACACCGGUACCCAGCCGUACUGGAACUGGGGCCGCUGGGCUGCCGACCCGGAGAAGUCUCCCAUCUUCGACGGCAGCGAUACCUCCAUGAGCGGCAACGGCAAAAAGAUCCAGCACCGCGCCUCGGCCUUUGCGCCGGCCGGCAACGGCGGCGGAUGUGUCGAGACAGGGCCGUUCAAAAACAUGACAGUCCGCCUGGGCCCCGUCUCCCCCGCCGUGGACCCCGCCCCGCCCCGCAACCCCCGCGCCGACGGGUACGGCGACAACCCGCGCUGCCUGCGGCGUGACAUCUCCAACUACCUCUCCAGCCGGUACACGCGCACCGAGGACAUCGUGAGCCUGAUCACCACCAGCCGGGACAUCGCCACCUUCCAGAAUGUGAUGCAAGGCGGCGGAUUCGGGUUUGGCGGGGCGGCGGGCGGCAUCGGCGUGCACGCGGGCGGGCAUUUCACCAUUGCGGGCGACCCCGCGGGCGACUUCUACACGAGCCCCAACGACCCGGCCUUUUGGCUGCACCAUGCCAUGAUUGAUCGUACAUGGACUAUCUGGCAGAGCCAGGACCUCGCGGCGAGGACAAAUGUCAUUGCGGGGGGCACGUCGAUGAUGGGGUUUGGUGGGCGGAUGCAGUCACUUGAUGAUUUGGUUGAUUUGGGGGUUGUGGGGGAUAAGGUGUACAAGAUUAGGGAUUUGGUCAGUGUGGUUGAUGGGCCCUUUUGCUAUGUUUAUGAGUGAGUGAGUUGUGGAAGAUGUCUGGGUAGGGUAUGUCCCUACGGAGUAGCUGUUGAGGG